Molecule: messenger RNA, 2046 nt
Organism: Erigeron canadensis
Lineage: Eukaryota; Viridiplantae; Streptophyta; Magnoliopsida; Asterales; Asteraceae
Product: zinc transporter 4, chloroplastic
Exons: 2
Coding region: 798-1889 (363 amino acids)
Biological process (GO): zinc ion transmembrane transport
Cellular component (GO): plasma membrane
Molecular function (GO): zinc ion transmembrane transporter activity
Source: RefSeq, a predicted model, not a curated record
UAUAAGAACUUGAAUAAGAAGAAAACAAAAGAAAAAAAAAAGGAAUUUGGAAAUGGGUAUCACUAUCAUGUCAUUUUCAUCAUCCUAUGAUAACUAGUAGUCUAGUUGUAUAUCACAUGAAUGGCCCCAUCUAGUUACUCAUAAGACUUUGUCAUGAUCAAUCUUUUAUGUUUUAAUUAGUUACUUUAUCCCUUUUGCUAUACAAGUUAGUUAAUGCCACUUGUUUUCGGAAAUCAGGAAACCAAAAGGCCUUCGGAUUAGUGAUAUCUGAUGUGACCAAAUAUUUAAGAGGUUGUCGUUCCUAUUCAUAUGGUAGAUUAUGUAUAUAUCUUAAUAGUUGUGAGGUGUAUGAAUGGUUGUUUGUAAAAUGAUUAUAAGAAUUUGACCAAUGAAAAAUCUUUCAGUUUUGCUAAGUAUAGUUUUUUGGCAAUUAUUGUAAAGAUCGAUAGUUAGUUCGCUAUGAUACGCCAGGCAGAAAGGUUCAGUAAGUUGGUUAGUUACUUCAGAGCGCUUGACGUUUGUCAAUUGUCAUUCAGGUCGAAAACUUUGUCUCUGCAGUCUAUCGUGGCUGAAUGUUUGAAAACAAUUUUUUCAUAUUCUUAGGAUGCUUGAUACCUUAUUGAGGCUGAGUCUUUGUAGUAUCUUAAUUAACACAACCUUGCAUAGAUUGCAGGAAUUUGAACUCUUAACCUCUACUCUUUUGAACUGUUUGAUCUAGGGAUUUCUUGACAUCUUUUGAAUUACCAAAGUUGUAUAUUUCUUUUUUCCACUUUGGAUACAAAAAAGGCCCCCAUUCGAUGAAUCUUUCUGCAUCAUUGUCAACCAGUAGUUGCAGUGACUCACCGAUCUUAGAAGCAUGUCGAGACGAGAAAGCUGCUUUCAUUCUCAAAUUUGUGGCCAUUGCUUCCAUCCUUUUGGCUGGAAUCAUUGGAGUUGCCAUUCCAUUAGUUGGCAAGAAAUGGCAACUUCUCAGAUCAGAAUCCAGUUUCUUUUUUGCCACUAAAGCCUUUGCUGCUGGUGUCAUUCUUGCUACAGGAUUUGUGCAUAUGCUACCAGAUGCCACAUCAGCCUUGUCUAACCCCUGUCUCCCUGAAGUUCCUUGGUCGAGUUUCCCUUUUUCGGGCUUCAUUGCAAUGAUGGCUGCUUUGGCCACAUUGCUAGCUGACUUCAUUAGUACUCAAUACUAUGAAGGUAAACAAGAGAAGCAGGUCCAAACUGCUAGAAUUGAGCCUGAUGAUCUAGCUUCAGUGGUGGUUCCAUUGCUUGGAAAAGAGAGUGUCACGGGUCCCCAAGGGGGUGAGAUUUACACUCUAGGUAUGAAUGGUCAUGCUAUUAAUGAUAGACACACUAAUGAAAAUGGUCAAAUGCAUGAAGACUCAGAGAUGCUUAGUGAUGAUGCAGAUGGUGUUGUAAGAAAUGUUGUGGUUUCACAGGUGUUGGAACUUGGAAUCGUAUCACAUUCAAUCAUCAUCGGCCUAUCACUGGGAGUUUCACAAAGUCCAUGCACAAUUAAACCUUUGCUUGGAGCAUUAUCUUUGCAUCAAUUCUUUGAAGGGUUUGCAUUGGCCGGCUGCAUCUCACAAGCCAGAUUCGGGAUCCUUCGUUCUACAAUGAUGGCAGGAUUUUUUGCGAUAACUGCUCCUAUAAGCGUUGGCAUAGGGACAGGUAUCUCUUCAUUUUACAAUCCUAAUAGUCCUAGAGCUCUGGUUAUUGAAGGUAUUCUGGACUCUAUUUCUGCUGGGAUUUUAGUUUAUAUGGCUUUGGUGGAUUUAAUUGCUGCUGAAUUCUUGACUAAGAGGAUGAAAAGCAAUUUGGGGGAUCAAUUAGUGUCUUUUAUUUCACUUUUCUUUGGGGCUGGUCUAAUGUCAUCUCUUGCAGCAUGGGCUUAAAAUGGCUCAUUGUCCUUAUGGUGUAACUAAUCUAACUCAAUCCCUGCCAACUGUUUAGUGCUAUAUUCUGUGAAUCAUUGUAAAUUAUACAUGAAAAGUUAACAAACGACCAACAAAAAUAUCAUGAUAUACAAUGUGCUUUUGUAGUUUUUUCUAA